Paramecium primaurelia is the source of this 6945-nucleotide messenger RNA. NCBI's taxonomy places the organism in Eukaryota, Ciliophora, Oligohymenophorea, Peniculida, Parameciidae. The record is from the annotation of a GenBank genome assembly.
AUGAUAGAAGAAAGUUAUAAUGGUUUUUAGAAGAAUAAUAAUUCUGAUACUUUGGACUUUGAUUUUACACAAUUAGAGUAAGCUGUCUUGAUUUCAAAGGAAAAUGGAUUAUCAAAAUUGAUUAAAGGAUCAGAUCAAUACUAUUAUUAAUAUUUUCUAAAUAUCUUAAAUUAGAAAGGAUACUAACUUAGUUCAAUAGAAUAAGAACAUUUUAAACAUUAUAAAUAAAUGAAAACUAUUAAUUAUUAGAAGAUUCGUUUAAGAAGUUUGUUUAUUGAAUAUGAUAAUCUUAUAAAUGAAUCUUUGCAAACAGAAGAAAUGAUUCAAAAACAAACAGAAAUUUUGUAAAAAAUCAACAAGAAAUUAUUUAAAAUCAACUUUGAAGAUUUAUCUUCAAAUAUUUCUAUAAAUGUAAUUUAAAUGAUUAAUUUAGUAAUCAAAUGUUUUUAAUACUAAUGUAUAAGUAAAAGAGUUAGUUUCAUAAUUUGACAAUAAUAAAUUGAUUUUGGAUGAUUAUCUAAAGGAUGCUUAUACAGAAAAGGGAAUCAAUAAAUUAUCUGUUAAUCUUUUUUCUUAAUUAAAUCUUUAAGAAUUAAUUAAUGCUCCUAAUAAAGUUAUUGAAAUAUUCUUUAAUUAAUUAUGCCAAAAAAAAGUGGGAUUAAUUUUAAAUGAUAAUGUUCCCUAAUUUUUCAACAAAUUAAUAGCAAAAAAAGACUUUAAUUUUUCAAGUAAUUGCUUCAAAUUAUUAACUAUUGAUUAAAUGGAAGAGAUAAUAAAUUUAAAUAGAAAAUAUUUAGAGAAUUAUUAUUUUUUAGGGAAUUUGUUUUUUAAAAAAUUUAGAUUAGAUUAGAACAUUUAAGUAUCAUAAUUCAAUAUAGAGUAAAAUAAAAUUAUAUAAUAAAAUUUAAAUGAAUCAUACAAUUGGACAAAAUAAUUACCAGACAAAUUUAAUUCUCUUAGACAGAUAAUAAGGAGAGAAUUACUUUAAUUUGGUAAAUAUUUAUUUUGAAUUAUAAUAGGAAUUGAAAUUUAAUUUUAUGAUUUUGAUAUAUUUUUAGAUUAUCUAAAAAAUCCAACAGAAAUUUAUUAAAAUAUAACUAAAUAACAUAGGGAUAUGCAAAAUAAAAUUAGAAAUGAAUUUUAAUCUAAUUGGGAUGGAUGGCAUGGAUAUAAAACUGAUAGAUGUAAAUAUUUUAUAAAAUAAAAUUAGGGAUGAAUACUAAUUAAUUAAUUGAAAAGUAUUUAUAAAAGUAUUUUGAAUCAAAUUAAGAUUAUAGUAUAUUAGAAUAAUAUUUGGAAUCUUAUUAUUUGAAGGAAUAGAGAACUAAAUGUCGUUUAUAUUAAGGAGAUGAAGUUUAAGAUUUAAAUACAUAUUUUUCAAAUAAUGAAAUAAAAUAGAUGAACAAUAGUAAGGUUUUGUAUUUAUGUGAUAAUAAUAAACCUUAUUUUUUACAUGGAGAACCUGUUUAAUUAUUUGUUGAAUUAAAGAAUAUUUAAAGUUUGACUAUUAAAAUAUUUCAAAUAAAUAUGAAAAACUUUUAUAUGGCUAAAAGUGAAUAAUUAACAUCAAAUUUAUGUUUGGAUGGAUUUAUUCCAACAGAAGAAAUUAAUUUUAUAUAUGAUUAUCCUCCUAUUAAGAAAGUAAUCAAAGAAUUUUCUUUUGAAUCUAUUUAAAAAACUUAAAGAGGAACCUUUAUUAUUGAAUUUAUUGGAAAUGGAUUAUCUUCAAGAGCAAUUAUUGAAAAAGGACGAUUAUGUUUAAAAUAACAAAUUGUAUCUGCUGGAUAUAAGUAUGAGAUAUUCAAUGAAAAAUUUGAGAAAUUAUAUGAUGAUAAAAUUGGAUUAUGGAUUGAUCAAAAUUUUUAUAAUUUGAUUAAAGGUGAAAUUAUAAUACCAUUCCCUGAUGAGGAAAUCGAAUAUUAAGCUAUUAUUUAAUAUGAAGAUUUCUAUUAAAAGGAGACUAUUGUUUUAAAACCUGAAUAAUUUAAAUUAAUUUGUAGUUUCAUUAUGGCAAAUGAAUAAAUAUAAUUAGGAUAAGAUGCAUCAAUUAUUAUUAUUCCUAAAUUAAUUUUGAAUAAUACUGAUAUUGGAUUUGGAAUUUUUAAAGAUGCUUAAGUUUAAAUAUCAUGUUAAAAUGAAAAAGGUGUUCCUUAAACAUUCAACUUUAAAGACAUUUCUUUUGAAAGCUAAAUCCCAUUAGAAUUUAAAUUUCAUAUUAAUUAAAAAUUAGUAAAUAUUUAAGUAGAUGUAUAAGGUAAAAUUAAAUAAUUACACAAAAAAGAAGAUUUAGUAUUAUAAUAAACUUUUAAUAUUCAACUUUAAAAUAAUAUAUAAGAAUAAAUAUUUAUAAAAUAAUUGCUAAGAUUUAAUGAUAUAGAUGGAUAUUCAAUAUUUGUUUUAGGAAAGAAUGGUGAACCUAUCAAAAAUAUUUAAGUUUAAGUUUUAUUUAAACACUCUUUCAUUAAUGAUUAGAUCAAAGAAAAUCUUAUAACUGAUUAAAAUGGAUAAAUCAAAUUAGGAUUUCUACCUAAUAUAGAAAAUAUAAAUUCAUCUGUCCUUUCUACUAAUUAUUAGAUAUUAAAAUAAGAAUGGAACAUCUUUAAUCAAUUUCAUGUUCACUAAAAAUAUUUUGAAUUAUCUGUUAAUUUUGGAUAAACACUUACUUUACCAUUCUCUACUAAAUUAGAAAAUGUUUAGUUUUAUUAAAUAAAACUUUCAUCAUAAUCUGAAAUAAUUCCAAUUAAAAAUCAUAGAAAUAUGAUUUAAUUUGAAGAGAAUUAAAUAACUAUUUAAUUCACUUAGAAAGGUGAAUUCUUACUAUAAUUAUUAAAUGAAUAAUAUACUUUUAAAUUCAAAGUUAUUGAUAAUACUUUAUAAUAAUCUAAAGAAUUCCUCUAUACAUAAAAUGAAAGGAUAUAAAAAUAAUAUGAAAGAGAAUUGUAUUUAAAUAAUAUUGUAACCUAACAGAAUGAUAAUAAUAUUUUGGUUAAAGGUGAUAUAUUAAGUGAUAAGGAAUAUCAUUUAAUUGCAAUAGCAACUACUUUCUAUCCUGAUAUAAAUAGCUUUGAUAAAUAAAUGCAAAAUAUUAUGACUAAUUAUGUAAUUGACAAUAGUCUUAAAAUUGAAUUUAAAAAUAAUAUUUAUUUGUGUAAUUUAAAAUAAUCAGAUGAGUUAGGAUAUAUAAUUGAAAGAAAAAAUUAACCAAAAUAUGUGGGUAAUACUCUUGAAAAACCUUAAAUCUUAUUAAAUCGAUUUGUUACUGAUUGUACUGAAACUUAAGAAGAAUAAUUGAAAUAAGCUUUGCAUAAUUUAUCAAAAUAAAAACACAAUUAGAGAUUAGCAUCAAAAGCUUAUAGAAAAUCAGGACUAUCAUCAUAUCAUCAAUAAAGUUUUGAUUCUUUUUGUGAAUUUUUAAAAUAUUCUGGCAGAGUAAUAACAAAUAUUCAUAAGGAUAAGAAUCAUUAUUCCUUUGAAGUUCCAGUACAUUAUUCAACAGUUGUGAUUUUAGCAUAUUAAGAUGAUAACUAUAGUAUAAAAGUACUACCAUUAUAGAAUAAUUAAAUUUAAAUAAAAGAUCUAUGUCAUGUAUCUUAAUUGGAGAAGAAUAAAUUUUAUUCUACUUUUAGAAGUACAAAAGAAAUCAUCCCAUAGACUCCUUUUUAAAUAUAAGACAUAAUAUCAACAGAAAUAUUUUAAUUAGACUCUUUGAAUUUAUUAUUUAAUAUUUAGAAAGAGUUAAUGAGAAUCAAUAAAUAAAAGAUAAAAGAAUAGGAUUUAAUAAUUAUAUCUGAUCUUUUAAAAUGGGAUAGAGAAACAUUUCAGUUUAAAUAGAAAUUUUAUAAUUAAUAUUAAUGUGAUGAAUUAAAUUUAUUUCUCUAUAUGAAGGACUAAUAAUUUUUUGAAACAGUGAUACUGGAUCAUAUUAAAAAUAAAAUAGAAAAAUCUUUUAUAGAUUACUUUCUACUUUAAGAUCAUUAAGCUCUUUAGAAAUAUGAAUAAGUCUAAUUAUUUUAAUAAUUAAAUGGGUUGGAAUAAGCACUUCUUGUAAUUUAUAAUUAAGAAAUAGCAGAAAAGCAGGAAGAAGCUUAGAUUAUGGCUAAAUAUUUAUAAUAAAACUUUAAAACAAUUGCAAAUAAAUAGGAUGAUGAUAAAUAUAAAUUGCUUUUUGAUACAAUCUUAGGAGUAGAAAAAGAAAUCAAAAAUGAAAAAAAUAAAAGUUAAGAAUAAGAAUAAGAAAAAUAAAGUUAAAUAAAAAGUUCUGAAUCAUAAUUCAAAGAUAAAUCUCGAAUAAAAUAAAAAGAUAAAGCUAAAUCACGCUCUCGACAUGAUAGGGAUGAUGAAGAGGAUGUGGAGAGGGAUAGUAUUAGUUAUACUAAUAGUAGUGAUAAUAAUAGUAGUGAUAGUAAUAGUAGUAGAAGUUUGAAUUUGAGUAUUAAUAGAAGUAUUAGUAGAAGUAUUAGUCAUAAAAAUAAGAAAAAUGAUUAAAAAAAUAUUGUUUACUCUCGUGGAGGAUCAAGAACUCGAUAAACAGCCAGGAAAUCUACAGCCGGAUGUGUUUCUAAAGGAAAAGGACUCAGAAAUUAUAAUUCCAUGCGUGACAAUUUAAUUUAAUCUUUUGAAAAAGUUGAAGCUACUAAAGAAUAUUGUGAGAAACAUUAUAGUGUAGGAAUAAAUUAAACAUAAUUUAAAAAUUUGAUUAAGGUGUCAGAUUUUUACAUUGAUUUAGCCAAUCACUCAAUAUAAAAAGGGUAUUUCACCUAAAACUUCAUUUCAUCUUCAUUUAUGUAUUGUACUUCUAAUUUCACUGAAAUCAUAAGUGUAUUAGCAUUAAUGAGUUUACCAUUCUAAUCUCCUAAAUAUAUAUAAUAAUAAAUAGGAAAUAAGGGUAUAGAAUUAAUUUAUCCUACUUCUGCUCUUAUAUUUAUAAAGGAGAUUUAAGAAGCUCAAGUGUAACCUAAUUCUAGAAUAAUAAUUAAUUAGUCUUUUUUUGAUCCUAAAAAUGAAGAAAUAAAUGAGUAAUAAGAUAAUGAAGAGGAAGAAGAUCUUAACUAUUUUUCUAUAAAAAAGGUUUAUGGAUGUAAAGUAGUUGUUUCUAAUUGUUCAGCAAUUUCUUAAACCUUUUAAUUAUUAAUGGAAAUUCCUAAUGGUUCAAUUCCAGUUAGUACAACAUUUUCAACUAAAACAUUAACAAUAACUCUUUCUCCUUAUUAAACUUAAAUUUAAAAAUACUAUUUCUAUUUUCCUAAAUAAGGAGAUUUCACAAUAUAUCCAGCUAAUAUUUCAAAACUUGGAAAAGUCAUUUAAAUUGCAAAAGAUAAAAUAUUUUAAGUUUAUGAUGAAAAGACAAAAGUUAAUUUAGAAAAUAUAAAUGAAGUUUUAUUAACAGAUAAUAAUUAAGAUAUAAUAAAUUAUAUAGAGAAUAAGAAUAUUUUCAAUUCAAAAUUAUUUAAUCCAAAAUUAUUAUAUCAUAAAUUUAACAAUAAAGUAUUUUAUAAUUAAGUUAUGUAAAUAUAUAGAAAUAGAAAAUUUUAUGAUUUUAAUAGUUUUGCUUAUUCAUUAUUACAUAAUAAUAUUGAAUGUUUAAAAGAAUUAUUCAUGACAUAAUAAGCUUAGAAUGCUUUGAAAUAAUAUUUUACACAUUUUAAAUGUUCAUUAUUUGAAAUCAAUUAAAUUAGAAUUCUUGAAUAUUAUCCACUUAUUAUUAAAAGAGUACAUAAACUUUAUAAAGGAGAGAAUAAUAUAUUAAAUGUAUAAUUUAGAUAGUAAUAUACAAAAUAUUUAAUUUAUCUUUUAGAAAAGCCUUAAUUUUCAACUUUAGAUAAAUUAGUUCUUAUUUAUUAUUUAUUAUUAUAAGAGAGAGUAAAUGAAGCUGUUUAAGUAUAUUAAUAAAUUAGUGAAGAAGAAUAAAAAGAAUAUUAAUUAUAAUUUGAUUAUUUAUCUGCAUAUUUAGAUUUUUAUACUGGUUAUCCUAAUUUUUAGAAAGGAAGAGAUAUAUGUAAAAAGUAUUUAAGUUAUCCUGUUAUACAUUGGAGAAAUAUGUUUUAUGAAAUGAUUAAUUUAUUGAUAGAAUAUGAUGGAGAAGAAGAUAAUUAAUUCUCUAAAUUAGAAAUAACUUAAUAAUAAAAAUAAUAAGAGAUUAUUAAUAAAGAAGAAACAUUAUCAGGUUCAAUAGAAGGAGAUUCAAUUAAUCUUACAUACUCAAAUUUAUCAGAAGUAAAAAUAGAAUAUUAUAAAUUGGAUAUUGAAAUUCUAUUCUCAAAUAAUCCAUUUAUGAAAAAUAUAAUAUAAGAUUUUUCAAUUGUUUUACCAAAUCUAAAUAUAAAUCAUAAACUUGAAGGUUAAGAAAUUUAAAAAAAGUAAUAAUAUAUAUUUUAAUUAUUUAAGUAUAUUUUAAUAGAAAAUUUUAAUACCUAAAGAAAUUUCAAAAGAGAAUUUAUUUGUUACAAUAAAAGGUUAAUAAAAAUAAGUAACUUGUAAAUAUUAACCAACAUCAUUGUUUGUAUAAACAAUGGUAGAUUCAGGAUAAAUAAGAGUAUUUAAUUAAUAAGGUUAAUACUUAUCUAAAGUUUAUGUUAAAGUAUAUGCAAAAGAUAAAAAUGAUAAAGAGACAUUUCAUAAAGAUGGAUAUACAGAUUUAAGAGGAAGAUUUGAUUAUGCUUCACUUAGUUAAUCAAAUCAUAAAAAUAUUGUUAAAUUUUCAAUGUUAAUUUAUCAUGAAGAAUUAGGUAUUAAUCAAUAUAUAUUUAUAUAAUAGGAUCAAUAAUUUAAUAGGUUUUACCUCCACCAACUUUAGCAUAAUAUGAAAAAGAAAUUUAAUUAAUUGGUAAUAAAUGGAGACAAUAAGAAUAAGAAGAAUAUUAAAAUAAGUAGAUUGUUUAAUAAACUUAUAUAUCUGGUAAAGUAGGAAAAAUAUCUAAAUAAAUAAAUAGAAGAGAUUAAUAAUGA